AACCGUGAUGAUGACUUUAUCACUUUUUUGAGGAACCAGUUCACUAUAAAUGUUGGUUGGCCGGAGCACUAUUUCCAGUACCCCAGGCAACUGUCGUCGGAAUUCUACAGAGAACACCAGAUCCGGUACAAUGGAACCUAUUGCCGUCAUCCUUUGUGUGCUGUCUUUGAUAAUGACUUUGAGCCCAAGCCUUAGUGGAGCGGCGACCAUCAAGGGCACAAUAAAGGCCGGGGACGUCUCAUGUAGCUAUGCUGAGAUCAAAAACAACUCUGGUGGUGGACCCCGAGGAUUGCGUCUCUUCAGCUGCAAGAACAAAGACGGCAACAUGAACCUUGACUGCUACUACUACCCCGACAAUCCACACGACUGCCCUUGGUACAAUAAAAACCAGUCUAAAUACUAUAACCUCCUGGCAAAAAGUGCUAUGAAUAAUGGCCAGCCAUGCCGUAUGGGAAGCAUUUCUGAAAAGAAAUGUCACAAGACCUACCCAUGCGAGAGAGGCAACUGUAUGUGAGAUGUAAAAUGAAUUCAUGAUUCCAAACUUCUUCUUACAUCAGAAAUAAAUGCUCGACAACAAGA
Haliotis rufescens (red abalone) is the source of this 579-nucleotide messenger RNA. RefSeq lists its product as uncharacterized. The record is from RefSeq and is a predicted model, not a curated record. Bases 50 to 514 code for a protein of 154 amino acids. NCBI's taxonomy places the organism in Eukaryota, Metazoa, Mollusca, Gastropoda, Lepetellida, Haliotidae. The transcript has 3 exons.